GGCUCAAGCGGCUCAAGCGGACCGGGAGCGGAGCAAAGGCUGAGCGGCCAUGGGAACUGAUGGAGAUGUGUCCAUCGGCUACACGUGCACAUGCAAGGAAGUUCUUGAGGCCUACAACAAGGUAUUUGCCGGUGGUCCUUGAGAUUCCCCGAAGAAAGCUAAGCUUUCCAGAACAUCCAGAAGAGAUGGUCAAUGUAGAUUUCCAGGGUUCUGUGGAGGACGAGUUGUAUGAAGUGGUGGUUUGGCUUGACUCGAUCUUGGACCGCUUCUACACUGUAGAUACCAAGAAGAGGAAGAAACUGAAAUACGCGCAUCAAGCCUCUCAACAAAAAGUCUUUCAUUAUCGCUUCGAAAUGGACAAAUUCUUCCUGGGUUUCUAUGUGAUGAACUUCCGGUGUUCUGAUGGUGGCAACUUUCGCGACAUGGACCUGGAUCAAUUCCAGCUCAGCGACCACGAGAAGAGGACUCUGGACGAGGCACUUGGGGUCGUGGGCUGCGAGACGAGCGGUCGGCCCUUGAAGGUGGCAGUGCAAUCCUGAAACAGCUGAAGUCACAGGCUCACGUCGUGAUCCUUUGUCCGCGCGAGGCCGGUCUCACCGGAGGAGGAGAAGAGCACUUGGAAGCUGACCCAGCAGACCGUCAAUGCGUGGGUCAAGCUCUUUUAGCUUGAGUUUGUCUUUUUUUCAACAUGUUUUAACAGAUUAUUUCCAACUUUCAUGAUCCUGACCGUGUGCAAGACACGUGUAUUCUUGGAGUUGAACACUGCGUGGUGAAAGACUGUUUGCAAUGGGUGGUGGCGGCUGAGAUGCGACUUUUGCAAUCCGGUCUGUUGCCCACAGUUUGCAUUUGGAAUGCUAUUGUUCCUGCUUUUCUGUACAGUAUAUUCUCAUGAAAAUCAAUUCUCAGGUACUCAGGUACAUAAAUAGAUUCCCUGCUCCCUGCCGAGAGAGCAAGAACAUGGAUGUUCAAACUGGGUAGUUCCCCAGGACCUCCGACCUGC
This is a messenger RNA of Durusdinium trenchii, 1000 nucleotides long. The record is from the annotation of a GenBank genome assembly. NCBI's taxonomy places the organism in Eukaryota, Dinophyceae, Suessiales, Symbiodiniaceae.